Messenger RNA from Mugil cephalus (flathead mullet), 4402 nucleotides. RefSeq names its product multimerin 2a (gene mmrn2a). Gene Ontology annotation, molecular function: protein binding. NCBI's taxonomy places the organism in Eukaryota, Metazoa, Chordata, Actinopteri, Mugiliformes, Mugilidae. Bases 33 to 3038 code for a protein of 1001 amino acids. The transcript has 10 exons. The record is from RefSeq and is a predicted model, not a curated record.
GCCUCCACUCAGUGGUGUGUCCCGGUGCAGACAUGACGGCGGUGGGAGGACUGCUGCUGGUUCUGGGUUUACUGGUGAGCGCUCGUUGUGAGGUGAGGGCUCGAGACCCCGAGGUGGAGGAAGAGGAGGAGGAGCUGCGAGGAAGAGGAGGGGGUGGAGGAGGAGGAGGAGGAGGAGGAGGAGGAAGGGGCGCGUUCCCUCCUCACCACAGGGCGACCGAGGCCGACCCACUAGGAGAGACGGGGAGUAACCCGGGCCGAUCCGGAAACUGGUGUACAUUCGUUCAGAGGCGCCAGGUGACGAAGGUCGUGGCACAUGGAACAGAGACGUACAUCGUCAGAUCUACUAGUCCAUGUCCGAACGGAAAGCCAGACUGUCACCUGAACCUCUAUAAAGUGUCGACGCGGCCGAGCUACAGGCAGGAGCUGCAGACUGUCACCGCUCUACUGUGGCACUGCUGUCCAGGACACGGAGGACACAACUGUGAGGACACAGUUGCUGAUAUUCAGCCUCAGCAGCAGAGCGUCGACCCGGACCGCGAGCAGAACGACCACCAUGUGCUGGUCAGCCCGUCGUACGACAGCCAGCCCCCCACCCCCCAGAACCCAGGCUACAACUACAAGUCCCAUCAAAACCAACAUCAAGCCACAAACUCAUUCAACCUGCACCAACAACAUCAUCACGACCACCAGCUGCACAAACAGCAGCUUCCUGGUGAAGAUGAGCUGCAUCCCGACUUCUCAUACCAGGAAGCGGCUCCUGUCCUCCCGGUCCCCCACAUGAUGGCCCUGGUCAUGUCCCAGCUGACACCGGUCCUGGAGGGCUUCAACCGCUCUCUGGACCACCUGAGCCGGCAGGUGGAGGACCUGAGCCGUGACGUGGCCCAGCUGAAGAGCAGCCGGCCGACGGUGGCGCCGUGGCCUGAGAGUCUGGAAGCAGAGGAGGAGCCCCUGGACGCCAAACUGGGCCAAGUGUUGCAGGACAUCAGGGAUGUCCAGAGGAAGGUGGAGAGCCAGUGGGCCGACAUGGAAAACAGGCUGCAUUCCCAGCAUACAAUGCUGCACUACAACCUGACCAGUUUCAAGAUGGAUGUUGACAUGAAGCUGAAACGGCAGCAGAAGAUGCUGCAGGUCAGUCUGCAGACCGUGAACACCACGCUGACACAGCUGAAGUCGGACCAGGAUCAGAUCACCGAGGAGGCCCUGGACCACCCCCCGGCUGCUCCCCCCAUCCAGCUGUCACCCCCCUCAGACACAGCGGCGCUCUGGGAGGCCAUCGCUCGUCUGGACAACAUGGUGGUCAACAACACAGUGAAGGUGAGCGGGCUGAUGGAGGACGUGGAGGUGGCGUCCGGUGGCAUCCAGCGGCUGACGCAUCAUGUGAAGGAGCUGGAGAAGGAGAUUAACCAGACGGCCCGGCAGAGCCAGAUCUUCUUCAUGGAGACGGGGCUGGAGGUGGAGGCUGGUACGGUGACGGUGCUGAGGCGGGUGGAGGAGCUGGAGGCGAACCAGAUGCAGAAGGAGCAGCGGCUGAAGGAGAUGGACUCGGACCUGGACUACGUCUGGGAAGUCCUCUACAAACGCAACUCGUCCACGGACUGCGACUGCAGGGGCCUGACGGACGCCGUGGCUCGUCUGGAGAGGGGCGUGGCCAAUGUGACGAAGCUGGCCAAUGAGAACAGAGUGGCCCUGGAGGAGAACAGCGAGGGGGCGUGGCAUUGGGAUGGAGCCAGCGAAUGGAAGCCGGCGGUGCAGGCACUCGAAGAUGAUCUAGAGCAGGUGAAGGAGUCUCUGGUGCUGGAGCAGGGCAGCGUCAUGAACCUGACCUCCGUCCUGGAUCAGCUGAGCAGGACUCUGUCCGGCCUGGAGGAGGAGGAUGAAAGGCUGGAGGCGGAGAUGAAGCUCCUGUCCAUCUCCUUCAAGUCUCUGCUCAAAGACGCCGCCCGUCACAGCGUUGUGCUGGGGCUGCUGCUGGGGGAGGAGGUGCUGGAGUUCCUGGAGUGGCCCGACCAGGACCAGGAGGAGCACUCCAUCCCGGCCCUGAAGGAGCAGCUGAGGCAGAUUCAGGAGCAGCUGAGGGGACGAGACCUCGGCGAGACAGGAGGUGCAGAGGAGGUUCCAUCCGCUGACCAACCUUCCUUCUCCUCCUUCUCCUCCUCCUCCCACCCAGAUGACUGGCUGUCCGGAGGCAUGAGGAGGAGCAGCGAGGGAGUUCCAGCAAGGGAGCGACAGCUGCUCCUUCGUCCUGGGUUGAGUCAGCUCGGAGGAGACGGCAGCGACCUGUGGAACCUGGAGAAAACCGUGGAGAAGCUGGAGCAGAGGCUGGUCCAGCUGGAGGAGAAACCCUGUCCCUGCCCCAACACCUCCACUCAGAGGGAGGAGCCCCCUGUGGGCGUGGAGGCCAAACUGCAGGCGGAGGUGUUGUGGCUGAAGAGAGGGCUGGAGGAGCAUCUGAGGGUGUUCAAGAACGUCUUCAGUAACGCUGACGUGUUGGCCAGAUCGGACACAACGCUGGAGCUCGACAAACUGUGGCAGCUGCUGAAGAACAGGGAGAGGAAGGAGAAGAAGAAGAGAGGAGGACGGGAGGAGGCCGGGAGAGAAGGAGGCAGCAGCAGCAGCAGGAGGAGGAGGAGGAGGGAUUCGUCAGGUGUUCCCGCCCUGUCCGGCCAAUCAGGAGGCUCGCUGCUGUUUGUGGCUGCAUCUCCUCUGAGUGUCUCUGACAACGUCCUUGUCUUCCAGUCGUCUUUGAACCGUCAGGUUUACUCAGACUUGGGCGUCGUCACAGCUCCGACUGACGGCGUCUACCUGUUCAUCCUCACCCUGCACCUGAGGCCCGGCCCCGCCCACGUGGUCCUGAGGCGGGGGGAGGAGGGCGGGGCUUUGGUGUCUCUGUAUCAUCAGGAAGUGACGGAGGAGGGACCCAUCACUGGUGUGGGCCUCCUGCUGCUGAGGGAGGGGGAGGAGCUUAGUCUGGAACUGAGGAGAGGAGAGUGGGCGGAGUCAGAAGAAAACGUGUUUGCUGGGCUGCUGCUGCACUGAACCACCUGAGGGCGCUGUGGACCAAUCAGCUGACGGCUGAGGAGAGAUCAGAGGCAGCUUGAAGAACAGGUGUGAUCUGAUCUGUGUUCUGGGACGAUAGAGACCACGAGUUAUAGCUCAUUCACUCAGACAAAAACAGACCAACAUUACUCACUUACGUUGUCUUUAAUUAAUCAGACUGUGAAGGUAAGCUAGGUAGAGAUCCAUUAGAGCACAGGUGUCAAACAGACUGGACCUUCUGAGGAUUGAUUUGCAAAGUUAACUGCAAUUGUUCCGAUUAAAGUGUCUGUGGUUCCAAGGUUUCACAGUUUUGAAACCUGAGGCUGAAAUGUUCCAUGUGUUUUUUUAGUUCACUUCUUUAAAUGUAAACGCGUUCAUAAUGUUCUUCUUUUCACUGAAACAAAGGGAAACACGUGAAGCUGUUGUCUUUCAUAUUUUAAUACGCUGUUGUGUUCCUGGUCCGGCCCCUUGAGAUCAAACUGGGCUGAACGUGGCCCCUGAACUAGAAUGAGCUUGACACCUGUGGAUUAGAGACAGCAGCUGUUCCAAUAUUCUCCUGACCACAUGAUGGCGCUGGUUGCUGUUUAUUCCCACAUGUGCUUCAAGCUGAUCAGGUCACCAGGACUCAUGUUGACACCAGGUCUGAACUGAACCUCAGUGUCACAUGCUGGUUUCCAUUAGUCCUAGAAAUGCACAAAACCAAGACGCAUCGAUUUAAAAGUGGAAACACUUUAUUUCACGUUUCCCCGCAGAUUAUGCAGGGGGUCAUGUGACCAGUUCAUCUGAAUCCAUCGUGAUUAUGGGAUAUGAGCAGACGAGACUUUACCAGAGUUACAGCACCUUUCAGAGGAGACACAGAGACACUGGACUUUAUCCACAUUUCAGAAACAUCACUUUUAUUUUGUGAGUGUAAGUGUGAUGGAAACAGCUACAGUUUGGUUUGUGUCCGAACAUAUUUGCUGAACUUUAGUUGUUUUUUAACGGUUCUGUCUGAGGAUCAAACACCAGCAGGAGGAAUACACUUCUUUACAUAUGUCACAUGAGGAAAAUAUUUGAAUGUAUUUUUAUAUUUUUUAUUUAUUAAAUCGGGACGCUUCACUGAGAUCAACAUAUACACACUCAGGAUACACUCCUGUUUCUAUCUUUGUGAGGACCUUUAACCCCUGACCCCUACCUUCACUUUUACAUAAAACCAAGUCUGAACAGGUUUAACCCUCAAAAAGUUGUAGGACCCAGAACUCAAUGGAAACAAGAAAACACACACACCUGUAGUUGAGAGAGUUGGAAUAUAAAGUGUGUUGAUGUGAUGUUGGUAAAAUCAUUAAAGAUUUAUGUGCCAUCAAUAAAGGAUUAUUUUAUCUGGA